Messenger RNA from Dissoconium aciculare CBS 342.82, 923 nucleotides. RefSeq lists its product as uncharacterized. The transcript has 2 exons. The record is from RefSeq and is a predicted model, not a curated record. Lineage: Eukaryota; Fungi; Ascomycota; Dothideomycetes; Mycosphaerellales; Dissoconiaceae. Bases 129 to 749 code for a protein of 206 amino acids. Gene Ontology annotation, molecular function: ubiquitin protein ligase activity; zinc ion binding.
GCAUCAUCCGCACGAAGGCGAAGAUCCCUCGCUUGAAGCUUGGUGAAGAGGAAACUCGCCUUAGAGAUUACAACGGUGAGCCCCCCGAAUGGUACGAUGAGUUCCUUGAGCGAGCCAGUACCCAGAAGAUGUUCGUCCUCGAUCGUCGUCGCGGAUAUGAGCAAGACUGCCACGCAAACCAUCUCGACUGUCCCGAGGAAGUCAUCCUCUUGGCCGGAUCCAAGGGCAAUGUGUAUACCGUCACCAUCUCUCACCUGACCUCAUGUACUUGUCCCGUGACAAUCUACAGCAAGACAGGGGAGGAAAAGCAAUGCAAGCAUGUUCUAUACGUGCUGCAUCACGUUCUGAAGGCGCCCGAGCAUCUCCGCUACCAGGCAGCUUUCCUCACGUCUGAACUGAAGGAGAUCUUCGCCCACGCACCUCUACCCUCGACCGUGUCUGCCCAGGGAGAUGCAGACGCCGGCAAGCGCCGGCCGAUCGAAGGCGACUGUCCGAUCUGCUUUACCGAACUCGGAGGAGAUGACGCGUCGGUCGUCUGGUGCAGGAGCUCCUGCGGGAACAACAUCCACAAAGUGUGCUUCGAGGCCUGGGAGCGAUCCAAGCCACCGGGGCAGACAACUUGUCCAUUCUGCCGUGCUUUCUGGCACCCAAGUACUGCUGUCCAUCAGCCACAGUAUGAGUUCGACAGGGCGACCGAGGUGGGCAGAGGCGGCUAUCUCAAUGUGCUUAAGCAGCUCGACUACGACUGAUGUGGCGGACGCGAAAGAUGCAUGGGAAUGAUGAUUGGGAUGCACGAGUCAUUGCGUAUUUUCGUUUGACAAGGCUGGACGAAUGAUUAUGAUAUCGUUCUGUCCUGGCUUGAAAACAGUCCGAAAGCCCAUGAACGCGAGUUUCCUUUCUGAGGAUGGACGGGAUUAAUUUGG